AUGUCUGACUUGCGCAUGCUUGAGCUUGAAGAUAUAGUUUGGGAUGAUUUUUGCCAGAGUGAUGAUCAUAUAGUGCCCCAUCCUGGUGACGAACAGGCCGAUGAAAAUCCCUUUCAAGAUAGUAGGCUGAAGAGACCUCGCCUGGAAGUAACUGGUAUUUCAAAUAAUUCUGGAGAUAGAUCUGCCACUACAAAUAUUGGCCAGGAUAAAGAUCAUGGAGACUUUUCAAAUUUAAGUAACCAAAGGAACACAAUGUUGGAAAAUGAUUCAUCCAUCACACCCAAUGCUGUCUUCCUUUCUUCCUCUGAUAGUGACUUAGUCAAAGAAGUAGCAUCUGAAAAUGCCAAAACAUCAGGUCAUGGCUUCAAAAGCAAUAAUACAGACACUAGUGGUAGUGAGUUUGGUGGAGAUGAUCUUGUUCUUAAUGACAAAAGCACUGUGGUUGAUGGCAACUCUUACAGUUAUACACUUGGUGACAUUUCUCAAACAGACAAUGAUCUCAAUUUCUUUGACAGUAAUCCUGAGGACAAAGAUUCCAGUGAUUUCUUGUAUUGCGGUUUGCCUGAAAUUGGAAAUUUUGAGGAUGUUGACAGGAUAUUUAGUUGUGACUCGACAUUUGCACUUGGUGCUGGUAACGAAGAUGAAUUGUGUUGGUUUUCAUCACCAGAUGCUCUAGGAGGGUCUGAAGAUGUGCCAAAAUCUGAUUUUAAGUUUCCAUGUUCCCAGUCAAAUGCAUUGAAAAAUACAUCAGAGAAACAUGACUUCUUGAUGCAAAAUGCUAGCUAUUCUGUGAACGAUUCUGCAUUUAGAAGUGGAGCGGUUAGACACAAAGGUGGUUCUUGGCCCUCAGAGAUUGAUGAAUCUGUUAAGCAUCUGGCUUUUGUGAAUGGACCUUCUAGCUCGGAUAGCAAAGAAAAAUUUAUGCCUAAAGGACAGGUCCAUGAGAAUAAAAAGCAGUCAAAACACCGAAACCAGUCUGGUGGAAAAAGAAAAGAACAUUACUAUGGAAAUGGCAGUUCUUUUAAUUAUAAUAGUAACAUGCCAAAUGAAGUCAUGCAGCUUGAUUUGGGAGCCACGUCUAAUCGAAGUUUCACAUCUGCGGGUAUUCAACAGCAACAGCAAUCACUGGAUCCAGAUUCCUCUGGACACCUACAGAAUACUGUUCCUUUCGUGCAUUCUGAUAAUAGUCACCUAUCAGAUCAGACUUCAGUGCAUCCAACUGUAUCGGCUAUAAAAUCUGAGAAUAAUUAUUUAACACCUCUUUCUCAAAGGAAGUUAUCCUAUGCAUCCAGUCUAGUGCAAUCGGUGGAGAAUCCUCAUGAUCCUUCUUCUGUUUCAGUAAAAUCGCAAGUACGUCUUUCUGGAGAUAAAUUUGAAAAUCGCAGUGUUGUCAGCAUGGUUAAACCAGGAGAAUUAGGUUCCUCAAAUGUACUGGAGGGAUCAUCCAUGAGUUCAGGUUUGGAUGAUGUGUCGCAAGAAGCAGCUAGCUUUCGGCAUCUUCAGCUUGUCUUGGAACAGUUGGACUUGAGGACAAAGCUAUGCAUAAGGGAUAGUCUUUACCGAUUGGCUUGGAGUGCCGAACAAAGACAUAACCAUGCAAACCCCAGUAAUAGUUGGGGAGAUGACAGAGAUGCCAAUGGAGCACUGAUGGCUGAAGGAACAAACAAGUCCGCUGAAUUUAUGGAUAUGGAAACCGAUACGAAUCCUGUAGAUCGCUCGGUUGCGCACUUGCUGUUCCACAGGCCCUCAGACUUGUCCGUGAAACCUGCCCCUGAUUCAUUGGCUUUCAAGUCACCUAGCACGGUUCAUGGAUCUAUAAAUAGCCCCCAUGUAGUGCCUCAGACUGUACUUAACCAUGAAGAAAGCGCUGUUGAAACAGAGAAAAAAGGCUGA
Molecule: messenger RNA, 1893 nt
Organism: Fraxinus pennsylvanica
Lineage: Eukaryota; Viridiplantae; Streptophyta; Magnoliopsida; Lamiales; Oleaceae
Source: the annotation of a GenBank genome assembly